UAAAUUUGUCUCAAAAAUGGAAGAUGAUAACUGGGAGGACUUCGGCUUGGAAGAUUUCUUCAAUGGAGACUUUAGUAAUUACAGUUACAGCACUGACCUGCCCCCUAUUCUGCCAGAUUCUGCCCCAUGCCGGCGAGAAUCCCUGGAAAUCAGCAAGUAUGCCGUGGUCGUCAUCUAUGCCCUGGUGUUCCUGCUCAGCCUGCUGGGAAACUCCCUGGUGAUGCUGGUCAUCUUGUACAGCCGCGUCAGCCGCUCCGUCACUGACGUCUACCUGCUGAACCUGGCCAUGGCCGACCUGCUCUUCGCCCUGACCUUGCCCAUCUGGGCCGCUUCCAGGGUGAAUGGCUGGAUUUUUGGCACAGCCCUGUGCAAGCUGGUGUCGCUCCUGAAGGAAGUCAACUUCUACAGUGGAAUUCUCCUGCUGGCCUGCAUCAGCGUGGACCGCUACAUGGCCAUUGUGCACACUGCAUGUCCUCCCACUCAGAAGCGCCACUUGGUCAAGUUCAUAUGUCUGGGCAUGUGGGCCCUGUCCCUGUGCCUGUCCCUCCCCAUCCUAAUUUUCCGCAGGGCCAUCUACCCGCCCUUCUCCAGCCCAGUCUGCUAUGAGGAUAUGGGCAACAGUACAGCAAAGUGGCGGAUGGUGCUGCGGAUCCUGCCCCACACCUUCGGCUUUGUCCUGCCCCUGCUGGUCAUGCUGUUCUGCUAUGGAUUCACCCUGCGCACGCUGCUUAAGGUCCACAUGGGGCAGAAGCACCGGGCCAUGCGGGUCAUCUUUGCUGUUGUCCUCAUCUUCCUGCUCUGCUGGCUGCCCUACCACCUGGUCCUGCUCGCAGACACCCUCAUGAGGACACAGUUGAUCUCGGAGACCUGUGAGCGCCGCAAGGACAUUGAUCGGGCCCUGGAAGCCACCGAGAUUCUGGGCUUCCUCCACAGCUGCCUCAACCCCAUCAUCUAUGCCUUCAUUGGCCAAAAGUUUCGCCAUGGACUCCUCAAGAUCCUGGCCACCCGUGGCCUGGUCAGCAAGGAGCUCUUGCCCAAGGACAGCAGACCUUCCUUUGCUGGCUCUUCUUCAGGGAACACGUCCACUACCCUCUGACACUCCUGCCUCAGUGC
This is a messenger RNA of Propithecus coquereli (Coquerel's sifaka), 1113 nucleotides long. Its product is annotated as C-X-C chemokine receptor type 2-like. The transcript has a single exon. Gene Ontology annotation, cellular component: membrane. Gene Ontology annotation, biological process: G protein-coupled receptor signaling pathway; neutrophil chemotaxis; immune response. The record is from RefSeq and is a predicted model, not a curated record. The coding region runs from base 17 to 1096 and encodes 359 amino acids. Gene Ontology annotation, molecular function: interleukin-8 binding; C-X-C chemokine receptor activity. NCBI's taxonomy places the organism in Eukaryota, Metazoa, Chordata, Mammalia, Primates, Indriidae.